UGAUUACAGACGACUGAAAGUGCAAGAACACGUGGAGUCGCGGACCGAACAUCAAAAGUGGUCUCAUCCAAACCACACAAUUAUCGAGUGUUAACAAACCUGUAAUAAAGUAAACGUCAUAAAUUUCUUGCAAUGGCGGCUUUAAAAAGAAGCUUGUUAAAUGACGAAGGCCAGAUUCAAGUGAGAUUUGUAACGAAACAGGAGAAAUAUGCUCUCCCAGAAGCUCCAUUUUCAAUUCCUUCUGGAAUAAAAGCAGACUCACUAAGUGUUUUAGUCAACAAUUUGCUAAGAGAAACACACGAAUCAGGAUGGGAUGAGGUAGAUUUUGAUUUUCUAGUAUGCGGAGAAUUUGUAAGGCUUCCACUUAUUGAACAUCUAAAACUGAAAGACAUUAAUACUGAAGUCACAGUUGAAGUAGAAUACCUUGAAAGAUUCCCUGCUCCAGAACCUGAAGAUAGUUUAAAUCAUGAUGACUGGGUAUCUGCUUCCCACUGUUUUAAAGACUGGAUCCUUACAGGGUGUUAUGAUAAUACCUUGCAUAUAUGGAAGACUGAUGGUACUCAUAAGUCAACUAUUCCAGGGCACUGUGGCCCCAUCAAGGGAGUACGAUGGAUUGAAGUGACUGGCUCAACUGCUACUUUUGCAAGUGUUUCUCAUGAUCAAACAGUUAUGCUGUGGAAAAUGAACCUUGAAACUUAUGCAAUUGAAUGUGUGCAUAUUGGAAGAGGACAUGAGCGCUCCAUUGAAUGUGUAGAUGUUGAUAAGAAUUCAUCCUUCCUUGCUACUGGUGGUUGGGACAAUAUGCUUAAAAUUUGGUCUGCCACAUCUGAUUCAAAUUCAACAAAUGAAAUUGAUGAUGGUGAAAAGGAAAAAGGAUGCUCUAUUGGUUCUGGAAAAUCACUCAGACGUACACCAUUGAUGACUUUGCCUGGCCACAAGGAAGCUAUAUCUUCUGUUGUUUGGACUGAAAACAAUGAAAUCUUUAGUUCUUCCUGGGAUCACACCAUCAAAUUGUGGGAUGCUGAAUUGGGAGGAUUAAAAUCCGAAAUUGUUGGAAACAAAUCCUUCUUCUGCAUUUCUCGUUCUCCAUUAAACCAAACUCUUAUCACUGCUUCAGCUGAUCGUCAUAUACGUUUGUAUGAUGCCCGAUCUCAAGAGGGGUCAAUUGUGAAAGCCACAUUCACUUCACACGUUGGGUGGGUAUCAACGGUUUGUUGGUCUACGACACAUGAAAGAUUAUUCGUAUCCGGUGGCCAUGAUAACAUUUUAAAGUUGUGGGAUAGUAGGAGUCCCAAGGCUCCGUUAUACGACAUGACGGGACAUGAAGGCAAGAUCCUGUGCGCUGACUGGUCAAAUCCUUCGAUAAUAAUAAGUGGUGCAACGGAUAAUACGUUAAAGAUCUUUAAAUCUGAAGUAUAAAUUAAAAUUGCCACCAAGUUGAGAUAAACAAAUUUUUGGAAACUGGAA
Messenger RNA from Daphnia pulicaria, 1467 nucleotides. RefSeq names its product ribosome biogenesis protein WDR12 homolog. Gene Ontology annotation, molecular function: protein binding. Lineage: Eukaryota; Metazoa; Arthropoda; Branchiopoda; Diplostraca; Daphniidae. Gene Ontology annotation, cellular component: preribosome, large subunit precursor. Gene Ontology annotation, biological process: ribosome biogenesis. The transcript is spliced from 9 exons. The record is from RefSeq and is a predicted model, not a curated record. Bases 133 to 1419 code for a protein of 428 amino acids.